Molecule: messenger RNA, 1953 nt
Organism: Westerdykella ornata
Lineage: Eukaryota; Fungi; Ascomycota; Dothideomycetes; Pleosporales; Sporormiaceae
Product: MFS general substrate transporter
Exons: 5
Coding region: 176-1753 (525 amino acids)
Biological process (GO): transmembrane transport
Molecular function (GO): transmembrane transporter activity
Source: RefSeq, a predicted model, not a curated record
CAGGUGUCGCUAUGGCUCGAGAUGGUGGACUGCCCGCUGUCCUGCGGGAUAAGAAAGCAUUUCCUACCAAGCAGAUGGCUAUCCUUGGUAAAUCUCACGUCUUUACAUUCGCUCGUGGCUGUACUGACCGAGGCGUUCCAUAGCGCUCUGCCGCAUUUGCGAGCCCAUCGCAUUCAUGUCCAUCUUCCCUUACGUAUACUACAUGGUCCAAUCUUUCAAGAUCACAGAGUCGGAGGGAGAGAUUUCCAUGUAUGCAGGAAUGGUGACCUCCGCAUUCGCCUUCGCAGAGUGCUUCAGUGGAUAUUUCUGGGGCCGGUUGAGCGACCGUGUCGGACGCAAAAAGGUUCUCCUAGGGGGACUUUUCGGAACGGGAUUAAGCAUGUUGCUCUUUGGGUUUGCCACAAACUUGCCAAUGGCUCUGAUUGCACGCGCCUUGGGCGGUUUGCUGAACGGAAACAUUGGCGUGCUCUCGACCACUGUCGCAGAGCUGGUCACCGUGAAGGAGCACCAACCGCGGGCCUUCUCAAUUAUGCCAUUUGUUUGGUGCGUUGGCACCAUCAUCGGUUCCAGCCUUGGCGGUCUUCUGGCGAACCCUGCAGACAGCUGGGGAUCCGUCUUCAGCGGCACGAUAUUCGAGGCGUAUCCGUAUCUCUUGCCAAAUUUGGUGUGCACCGCGAUUGUCGUCUGCGGUCUCACUAUCGGCAUCCUCUUCCUCGAGGAAACUCACGAAGAUAUCAAGUAUCGACGUGACCGCGGCCGGGAAGUAGGCCAGUGGAUUUUGCGAAAGCUCUGGAACCAGAGUUAUCCGCCCCUGACUGAGAAAGCUGAGUCCUUUGACGAGGUUCUCUCAAUGCUCAGAGAAUCCCCACCACAUGACUAUGACAGCGCUUGUAGUUCCCCAACGCUCUGUGGAGCCCGGACCCCCAUUGAAGGGCUUCCAGAACCUUUGGAAAAGGAGUUGGACGCGACAUUCAACGUUCGCAGUGCUUUUACGAAGCAAAUCUGCCUCAUCAUCGUUGGCGUUGGGAUUCUGGCUUUUCACACGAUUUCACUAGAGCAGCUCAUCCCUAUCCUGAUGUCUCACCCGGAGUCGACCGAGGCACCAAAACUUCCCUUCAGGUUCCAGGGCGGAUUCGGCUACUCGACGCAAACGAUUGGUACUAUCCUUGCUGUGCAAGGCGCACUCCAGAUGGUGGCCCAGCUGGUUUUAUUCCCCUGGAUUAGCAAGAGACUGGGAAGUCUUCGCACCUUUUGGCUCACGAUAGCCCUCUACCCGUUUCUCUAUCUGCUCGCCCCGUAUCUGGCGCUCCUCCCCAAGCAAUUUCGCAUCCCCGGCAUCAUCCUCCUACUUGUCUGGAAGGUCACGGCCCAGUCACUCUCUUAUCCAUCACUGAACAUUAUGCUCACGAACGCUUCCCCUUCAAAGAAGGUACUUGGCACCCUGAAUGGAGCUUACGCAAGUUCAGCGAGUGUCUGCCGCGGAUUCGGACCAACAGUGUCAGGAGCGAUCGCUACUCUAGGUGACAGCCACGGCAUCUCGGGCCUUGCUUGGUGGGCCUGUGCUGGGAUUGCCAUGAUCGCGUGGAUCCCCGGAUUUUUCAUGGAAGAGAGGAGACCAGAAGUGUGGUUAGGAGGCCACGUCGACGACGAGGAAUACGCGUAUGCGGCAUGCCUGGCCGACGACGAUUCAUCAGACGCUGGCUCGAUCGAGACACUUUCGCCCCUGGCUACGGUUGAGGUGCUUCCCAAAUGAGUGUGACGUCCAUAUCGGGCAUGCUGAGACGACCUUGCACAAAACGAAAAAGACACUACUGGAAUUCAGUGGGGAGGAAUGAAUGGAGUAAUAUUUGGCUGGAAUUAUAGACAUCCCUGCAUCGGCUGGAACGAAAGGGUAGACACGGCUUUAACGGACUAGCAUUGACGAGGCGCUUUUAGAAGGGGGGAACAUCUGGA